AUGUCUGUACAGCUGCCAGCUCUCAACACUCCAUGGUCGGAACCCAGUCGAAAGGCCAAAGACAGUGCAGUCACUGUUGCUGAAAAAGAAGCUCCACGAGAGGUGGAAUGGUACCAGCCAGUCAUGAAAAAACUCCCAUCGAGCACGGUAGAGGUCUUCGUGAACUAUGCCGGGCUUGCAGACGAGGAUGAGACUGUUCAGCAUAUUUACGCUGUGCGUGAUAAGGCAUGGGAUGUCCUUCCCUACCCAUGCAUCGGAUUGUUCCGGUUUCUAGACUUUAGCAUUCAUCUUUCCCCGAUUUACCCCACGGUCGUGGAUCGGCUACGCACCGGAGAGACCCUGCUCGAUCUCGGGUGCUGUCUUGGGCAAGACCUCCGCAAGGCGGCCUACGACUCUGGUAUUUCCACCAACCUGAUCGGAGCUGAUAUUGAAGCCCCAUUCCUUGAACUCGGGUACGAACUCUUUCGGGACCGAAGCCACUUCCAAGGCGAACUUCGUGCCGGAAGCAUCUUUGACGAAGAUUUCUUGUCCGACAAGCACGGCAAGGUUAAUAUGAUUUAUUUGGGAAGCUUCCUUCACCUAUUCAAUACGGAACAACAAGCUACCAUCGUUGCCAAGCUGGAGAAGCUGCUAUGUCCGGGCCCCGGAGCGUUGGUGUUUGGUCGCAACUUGGGUGCAGAGCAGGGAGGCGAGUUCCACAUGGAGAGCAUUGGAUGGGAUCUCUACCGUCACAGCAGCGACACCAUGCAGGAUCUGUGGGUCAGCGCCGGGAGUCGUCAAUGGAAGGUGGAAAGUAGCCUGAGCCGUUACGAAUCUGCAGCUUGGGACGACAGCCGCAGAACUUGGCAGGGAGAUGGGACAAAGCAAAUGAUGUUCUCUGCCGUCAGUCUCUAG
Molecule: messenger RNA, 894 nt
Organism: Aspergillus ochraceoroseus IBT 24754
Lineage: Eukaryota; Fungi; Ascomycota; Eurotiomycetes; Eurotiales; Aspergillaceae
Product: class I SAM-dependent methyltransferase
Exons: 2
Coding region: 1-894 (297 amino acids)
Source: RefSeq, a predicted model, not a curated record